AUGUCUCCUACGGAACCCAUGGGGAUGCCAGAUGAGUAUAUACCUACCGAAGGCUACAUAGAGGACAAUCAGCAACAAGCAUCUACUUCAGUCACUGCAUCUGAUUCUGGACAAAAGAAAAAAUCCAAGGUGAAGAAACUCAUGAAUAGACUCAAGACGCGAUGGAAGAGAUUCAAGGCACAGCAUCUGGACGCUGCUGGGUUUUCGGAGACGGCUGGUCAAAGGGCCUGA
This is a messenger RNA of Talaromyces marneffei, 231 nucleotides long. RefSeq lists its product as uncharacterized. The transcript has 3 exons. NCBI's taxonomy places the organism in Eukaryota, Fungi, Ascomycota, Eurotiomycetes, Eurotiales, Trichocomaceae. The record is from RefSeq and is a predicted model, not a curated record. The coding region runs from base 1 to 231 and encodes 76 amino acids.